GUGCGCAUCGGGGCGGCGCGCGGCGGCGGCGCGAUGGAGGGGGCGCGCGCGGGGCGGACGGCCGGGCUGGCGCGCGACGUGCUGGAGCGGGCGCGGCGGAGGCGGCGGCGGCCGGCGGGACGGCUCCCGGCCUCGGGCCCGGAGGAAGAUUCGGAGCGGCUCAGCGCGGCGUUCGCUUCCAUCGUGAACCUGAUGAAUCAAGCCACGAGGGAGUGCGAGAAAUACUAUAGCUUCAUGGCAGCCUGUAGAUGCAAAGAGCAUGAAAUCAAACACAUCUGCAGAUACCAUGGCAGGCAAGCAGGGGAGAGAGAGCUGGAGUCCUCCGAAGAAGAGGGUCCUGAAGCCUCUGUAGCACCCAGUCAAGCUCGAACUUGCCAGCGACAUAGCAGACAAGCUUCUGAAGACAUCUACAUUGAAGUUUCUCCUGGCACCUAUUCUGUCACAGCGACCUCAGAGGACAUGGUGCAGCAAACCCACGUGGUGGAUGUCAAUGCAGGACAAAGCAUUGAUUUAACUUUUGUUCUAUGAUGUUUGCUGUUUCAAUCACAGGAAUAAAACACAAGGCUGUUUUAAUGCAUGUAAUGAACUAUGUAUAUCUUUUUAUUGGUAGCACUUUAAUCGUAUCCUCCUCUUUGGGACUCCAUUUUUAUGGCCUGUAUAUUUGUUUUCUACUUAAUGCAACUGUAUGCAGCCCACUUUGUACACUGAUUUUUAUAAAUAUUUGUAUAUUGUGUGCCUUAAAUCCAGUUAUGUGACUGUGUAAUUCCAGGUUCUUAUGCUUUAAACAACUAAAGGUACAAUCAGUGGAAUAAAAUACAUAAUUCAG
Messenger RNA from Falco peregrinus (peregrine falcon), 826 nucleotides. RefSeq names its product A-kinase interacting protein 1 (gene AKIP1). The coding region runs from base 34 to 528 and encodes 164 amino acids. Gene Ontology annotation, biological process: regulation of non-canonical NF-kappaB signal transduction. Lineage: Eukaryota; Metazoa; Chordata; Aves; Falconiformes; Falconidae. The transcript has 5 exons. The record is from RefSeq and is a predicted model, not a curated record. Gene Ontology annotation, cellular component: nucleoplasm.